Messenger RNA from Syngnathoides biaculeatus (alligator pipefish), 1753 nucleotides. Its product is annotated as calsequestrin-1-like. Gene Ontology annotation, biological process: regulation of skeletal muscle contraction by regulation of release of sequestered calcium ion. Gene Ontology annotation, cellular component: sarcoplasmic reticulum lumen. NCBI's taxonomy places the organism in Eukaryota, Metazoa, Chordata, Actinopteri, Syngnathiformes, Syngnathidae. The record is from RefSeq and is a predicted model, not a curated record. The transcript is spliced from 10 exons. Gene Ontology annotation, molecular function: calcium ion binding. Bases 509 to 1717 code for a protein of 402 amino acids.
CAGUAUUCUGACGAGUCCAAAUCUCUACUGUAGACCAGAUUUAACCCUUGUAACAGUUGUUGGCCAGGUCUCUGUCCCCGUGUUCUGCGGUCUUCUGGCGUGUGUGUCUUGUCCACAGCGUUGUCCCACGAAAGGUUUUAUUUUUAGGGGGACUCCGGACUGCUCGGCCAAACUUAAUAUGGGAAUGGCACGUCGGGGGUCAGGGUCUUCUUUCCUCGGCCGAGACGGUGCGCUUCUCCCGCCGAGGGUCCCAACAGGUGCCCAUGCGGCCAAACUACACCCACCCAACCACCCACACACGUAAUUGUGACAUAUUUGGCAGCCCCCCCACCCCAAACCCGGCGGUGCCCUCCAACCGGUGUCGUCAGCAAAAGCCACGUGGAAGCGGGUCUUAAAGGAAGCCGCUUGCUGCCAGUCCUGCUCUUCUCUCGCCAGCAGGGACAGGAAGCAGACUUGGUUUUCGGGGAGCAAGAAGACAAGGUUCAGAGCGGAGGAGAGGACGAUAGUCAUGAAGUGGGCCUGCAGGAUAUUGGGUGUCCUCCUCUCUUUGGGGGCCCUGGCGUCCUGCGAGAAGGGCCUGCAAAUCCCAGAGUACGACGGCAGGGACCGCGUUCACCCCCUCAGCGCUAAGGACUACAAGUCGGUCAUGAAGAAGUACGACGUGAUGGUCAUCUACUACCACAAAAACGUGCACGGGGACCGCAACGCUAUCAAGCAGUUCCAGAUGGAAGAGCUGGCUCUUGAGCUCGCGGCCCAGGUCCUGGACGAGCUCGACGAUGAAGACAUCGGAUUUGGCCUUGUGGAUGAAAAGGAGGACAGCGCGGUGGCCCAAAAGCUCGGCCUGGAUGAGGUGGAGAGCGUCUACAUCUUCGCAAACAACGAGAUCAUCGAGUACGACGGCGAACUGGCCGCCGACACCCUGGUGGAGUUCAUCUACGACGUGAUGGAAGAGCCCGUGGAGAUCAUCGACAACGAUCGCGAGUUGAAGGGCUUCCACAACAUGGACGAGGUCAUCAAGCUGGUGGGCUACUUCAAGAGCGGGAAAUCUGCCCGUAGGUUGACGCGCGAAAGGACCGCUCGAGCCGCCCGGAACGUUCCUUUCAGCCCUGACGUCUUUUGCAGAUUUCAUCGAGUUCGACAACGCCGCCAAGGAGUUUCAUCCCUUCAUCAAAUUCUUUGCCACCUUCGACCCCAAGAUCGCCAAGAAAUUAAAACUGAAGAUGAACGAGGCGGACUUCUACGAGCCCUUCAUGGAGGAAUCCGUCACUAUUCCCGGGAAGCCCUACACCGAGGCCGAGCUGGUGGAGUACGUCGAGCGGCACGACAGACCCACUCUGAGGAAGCUGGAACCUCACAGCAUGAGGACGACAUCGACGGCGAGCACAUCGUGGCCUUCGCCGAGGAAGAUGACCCAGAUGGUUUUGAGUUCCUGGAGAUCCUGAAGGAGGUGGCACGCGAAAACACAGACAACCCCAACCUGAGCAUCAUCUGGAUCGACCCUGACUGCUUUCCCCUGCUGGUUCCGUACUGGGAGAAGACCUUCCGCAUAGACCUCUCAUCCCCCCAGAUCGGCGUGGUGGAUGUGGAGGACGCCGACAGCGUGUGGAUGGAAAUGGACGACCACGACGGCAUGCCCUCGGCGGACGAGCUGGAGCGCUGGAUCGAGGACGUACUCUCAGGAAAGAUCGACCCGGACGACGACGACGACGACGAAUAGAAAUACGCCAACCAUCCAUCAUUUUGUACUCUGUCA